Messenger RNA from Theobroma umbraticum, 2139 nucleotides. RefSeq names its product calcineurin B-like protein 8. Gene Ontology annotation, biological process: calcium-mediated signaling. Lineage: Eukaryota; Viridiplantae; Streptophyta; Magnoliopsida; Malvales; Malvaceae. Gene Ontology annotation, molecular function: calcium ion binding; kinase binding. The record is from RefSeq and is a predicted model, not a curated record.
GUCCACGUUUUUGUCUGAUAAAAAAAUGAAAAGCGAAGACUUUAAAAAUAUAUAUAUUAAGUUCGAAAGAAACAGGGAAGAUGAAUCCGUCAGAAGCGCUGUCAUCAGCCAUUUAUAAACUGCAAAUUCAAGCACAACUAGGAAAAAGGAAGAAGCACAAAGCAAGUGGAGUACAGAGCUGGGCUCAACUAAUGGAGUUCUGAAAUCAUCAAGCUUUUCUCUUCUUUCUUUUUUUUCGAUUUUCAAGAAAAACACCGCCACCAAGGUCAACUCAUGCACCUAAUGAAACCUGUCUCGUCUCUUGUUAGCUCAUCGUAAACAAGUUUGGCUUGAUGUUUUACCUUCAUAUUUGCAUGUGGGUGUCUUUGUUUUUGUCUGAAAACGAAGUGUUUAACUUUCUUCUUCUUGAAUAUGGAAGGAAAUUCAUCUGUUUGAUUGAUUAUGAAUUGAUAUAAUAUCUUACUUGCUUUUGUGUUUUCUGGGAUGAAUCCGUUUAACAGUUGGCACUGUUAAAAGCGUGGCUGCUUGGAAAGAAUGGAACAGUUGUUGGUUGGAGGACAAUUUUGCCGUGUUUUUUUUUUUUUCUCUUGGUUUGGGUCCUACAACUAUAGUAGAAGCACUUUGAUUGCAGCAUCAUUCUGUAAAACUAGUUAUGUUGACUUCUAGCAUGAUGUCCUGUCUUCUUGGUAUCUUGAUUUCUUUUGGGCCCAGUUCCUUUUAUUGUCUAAGAUUUAGCUCAAGCAAUUAAGAGGAUCAAAUUCUAAUGCCCACUUCGCUCAAUCGAGUUUAUGAGACUUCGCUGCAUUUUGUUUCUAACUCAAUUUGGAUUUUGGGCAAAUCACAGUCAAAUGAUUUAUUUCCAUGGCAUAUCUUUCUCCAGACACUAUUGAACGGUGGCUGUUUCAUCGUGAUUCAUACAUCAUAGUAGUAGUAUUUUUGAGAGAAUAUUCGUGGCAAAAUGAUGAUGUGUAUCCAGAUAGUUUUGAUUUAUAAGUGUUACCUGUUGGAUUGAUGCAAAAAUCCCUUUGGAUGUGGCAGGUCUCAUUGGGCAGCAUUUUUUGCAUGAACUCAAUUGCAUAUAAUCUUCUUUUGAAUUAAUCAUGCGUGCUUUCAAGGCUUGUUUUUGCUUGAAGAAAGAUAGACAGAAACCUGGGUAUGAAGAUCCUAUCAUUCUUGCUUCUGAAACACCUUUUACUGUGAAUGAAGUAGAAGCUUUGCAUGAUCUGUUCAAGAAGUUAAGCAGCACUAUAAUUGACGAUGGUCUGAUUCACAAGGAGGAAUUCCGGCUUGCACUUUUUCAAAACAGCAGUAAGCAGAAUCUCUUUGCAGAUAGGAUAUUCGAUUUAUUUGAUGUCAAAUGUAAUGGGGUUAUCAAAUUUGGAGAGUUUGUUCGGUCUUUAAGCAUCUUCCAUCCCAAUGCUCCGGAAUCAGAUAAGAUUGCAUUCUUAUUUAGAUUGUACGACCUACGACAGACUGGCUAUAUUGAAAUUGAAGAGCUGAAAGAGAUGGUAUUUGCUCUACUUAGUGAGUCAAAUCUGGAUCUUUCCGAUGAUGUAGUGGAAUCAAUUGUGGAAAAGGUAUCAGACAAUGUAAACUGUUUAAUUUGUUGCAUUUCUAUCAUUCUGCUUUCUGGAUAUUUGUAUUUGGUCAUGUUUGUGCAGACCAUGAGGGAAGCAGAUAUGAAAGGAGAUGGGAAGAUUGAUGAAGAAGAAUGGAGGGAGUUCGUGAAAAAGAAUCCAUCUAUCAUAAGAAACAUGACUCUUCCAUAUUUGAAGGAAUUAACCCUCGCGUUUCCCAGCUUUGUACUGACCAGUGAAGUCCCAGAUUAGGAGUAACAGAUGAAGAUGACACACUCAAUCGAAUUUUCUUUCAACAUGCUACCAAGUUUGAGAAAAAACCUGCAAUGGAGAAGUAGGAUGUCUUUGUGGUUGCAUUUGAAGGGGCAUAAAAAGGAUGGAAAGAGAGUAGAACCCCAUAGUUGUCUGCAACUUUAAAUAAUACUCUCCUCGUGCAUGCUUCAAUCAAAUAUUUGAUGUUGGACUUGUAUAUCUAUAAUUCACAUUGUUUCUCUUCUUUUUGAACUGCAGUGACUGAUUGUCGUUUUUUGUACUUGUAUAUCUAUAAUUCAAAUGUGAAAUG